UAUUCCGCCAUGUUCUGUGGCUGCGAUAAUUCCGUAAAGAUUCAUUAGUCGGAGAAAGUUCGAAAAACAAUUCUCAUUACGGUCUCUGUCCUACGUGUAAAUAAUGUACGGUGACAAGUGUUUUUUUUUCGUGAACCAGUGAUGUGAAUGAUUUGUGGGUACGCAGCACACCUGCCAGAAUUUCGAAUCCCAAGAAUAAGUCCGUGCGGGAUUGAGUGGCUGGUGGCAGAAGAGGUGCCGAGUCCAAGAUGCCGGGUCCACCGCCGCCGCCACCGCCCGGUGCGCCGCCCCCGCCAAUGCCCAAGUUUACGGCGCCGAGCGGCGGCGGGGCCGAUGCCAGAGGUGCCCUCCUCAAGCAGAUACACAAGGGUACCACCCUCAAGAAGGUCGUGACGAACGAUCGAAGCGCGCCCAUUGUUGGAAAAGUGUCGAACAACAAUAAUAACAACACAGGGACGAUUUCCUCUGGUGGUGGUUCCCACAAUUCGGGGCCGCACACUCCGAAGCCCAAUGGUAUGAUUGGAUUGGGCGGACUGUUUGCUGAUGGUAUUCCAAAACUGCGACCAACGGGAAAACUUACAAAUAGUCCGUUCUCGGAGAACGUGCAAAAACAGCCGGCCAUCAGACAAAACUCGACGCCGAUCGCACCGAAAAAUGAAAUUGUACAGAACAAAAUUAAGAAACAAUUAGCGACCAACGACAACAGAAAUCGAGGGCCACCACCGCCGGCACCCACGAGAAACUUCGGCGAUGAAUUGAAGUCGUCGGUGAUGUCACGUAACGGCCUGAACCAGAAUCACAUGAACCACUCCAUGCCUACUUUAAUAGCAAACUCCAGUUCGCUGCACCAGAGCAGGAGCAACACGAACCUGCACGGGCAAGACUACACGGACAGCUACAACGGCAUGCACCACAACCAAAACAAACCUGUGAUCAAUCAUGGAAAGCCCAACCUGGCCCCUAAACCGCCUGCUUCCACUGGUACCCUUCCGAAUAAACCCAAGAAGUUGGCAAUAAACGGUAAACCGGUGAACAGGGCUCACAGCAUGAAGAGCCCCCGUUCGCCUUCGCCCCAAUCACCGGACGCGCAGGCGCUGAAAUCGGUAAGCGUCAGGGACAUAUCGCAACAGCUGGCCGGGUCCGCCCUCAACCUGACCAAACCGCGGUCGUACAAUGGACGACCGAACGCGCCGCCUCCACAGGUGCCGACGACGGCGCCGCCCCUCCCACCUCCGCAUUCGCCGGGCGGCGCAGGCAACAUGUACCCCGCGCCGCCCAAGAACACCGUCAAGCCGCCCAACCACGCGCCUCCGCCACCUCCCUCUGUGGCGCCGCCUCAGGUGCCGAUGCACAGGUCGAACCGAGCACCGCCACCUCCACCCAGUCAUACGCAGAACGCGCCGCCGCCUCCGCCACGGCUCUCCAGCAUGAACAGGAACGUGGACUUUGAUGAACGGUUUAAGUUUAACUCGCCGCACCUGUUUCCCAGGCCGCCGCCUUUCAAGAACUUCCCCAAGUUGUACACCAACAAGCAAGCUGUUAGCAAACAACAGGCGCCUCAGCCUCCAUCUCUUCAGCCACGGGCCUGGAAUUCGACGUCGGCUUGCUAGCAUCAGGUUUCAUAGUCGAUUUCUCAUUAUUUAUCUUUAUGUUUUUGCUCAAAUAAGUGCAAUUAGUUCUUAUCAUCUGUUUUUCUCGUUAAAAAUAUUAUUUAGGCUCCAAAUUAGUACUGGACCGUAUUAAUUUAUUCGCUUAAGUUUACAUAUCACCUUUCAUUGUAUCAGCGUCUGUCAAUCAUUGUAUGUAAAUAAAAAACGUUUUGUACAACUCCUUUUAAAACAUUUUACAUUUGAAUAAAAGUCAUGUCACUUUUCUGUUAUUAUAGAGUAUUCGUUAAAAGUUUUAUGGAGUGUUAAUGAAAUCAAAACUAGUAUUAAAGUUGCUGCACACUGAUUUACGACAAAAUUUUGAUCUAAUUCUUCAGAGACUCGUAGUUAUUCAAUCAAAAAGACUAGGAGAACAAAAUAUUUUUAUAGAUUUCGAUAGAUAUGUGUAAAGGUUAAAUUUUACCUAGCAAGGUAUUGAUUAUAUAAAUUUAAGAGGUACAAAUAACCGUUGUAAGAGAAGGUUAAACAUCUCACGCAUUAAAGAUAUAUUUUAGUCUAAUAGGCUGUGGUAUAUUAUUAUAUUAUGAUGUAUAUGUUCACAUAACAUAGAUAUUAAUCUGGAUACAAUAAUUUAUUGUAGUUUGGUGAUGUUAAGUGAGAUCAACAAGUUACAGUUGAAUUCCUUUAGCAUCAGCAAUAAUACAGUUUUUGCUUUGAAUUUUUUUUUCAAGUUUGGUGGUAUGUAUAGGUAUGAGGUAUCAAGGAAAUAAGACUGUUCUCUGCUUUCAUAUAAGUGUUAUAAUGUAUUUUUCCUAUUUGAAGUUUGUUUUUGAGCAAUAAUUUUUACUCUUUGUGUAUUCAGUUCAAGUGAGAAUGUGUUCAGGUUACAGGAUGCAUGUUUCAGUGUAAAUGUGAAAACAUAGGGAACAAAAACAAAAAGGUUUAAUCGUUUAGGUACUUAUUUCUUCGAAAAAUACCGGAAUAUUUUAAGGAAAACGUUACUGUUAAAUUACCACCAGUUAGUAUUUUCGACAGUAUGAGUGUAUUUGUUUCAGGUACUUUAUUUAUUUGUUUUUGUAACUUUCUCAAACUUAUUUGUAGUUUUUAAGUAUUUUUAUUAUUCUUUAUUAUUAAUUUAAAUUAAAUAACUUGUUACUAGUUGCCUUAAAACAUUAUGUAAUUAAGUUAAUAUGUAACCAGGUAUUUUUAGUUUCAUCUUUUUUCAUUUUAUUGCGUCUGUUUCAGACGUGGCAUUUAUUUUAUUUCGUAUUUAUUAUUUAUACUUUUAAUUUUUUUACUAGUCACGUGUUUGUAUCUUCCAUUUAGAAAAAUUUCAGUGCCUAAAAUAUGUAUGUAUAUCGUUAAUAAUUUUAUGUAUAUAGAGCUGUAAAUACUAUUGUACAAAAUAUGAAAUCUUAAUAAAUAUUAAUGAAUAACAG
This is a messenger RNA of Aethina tumida (small hive beetle), 3046 nucleotides long. RefSeq names its product WAS/WASL-interacting protein family member 2. The coding region runs from base 249 to 1610 and encodes 453 amino acids. NCBI's taxonomy places the organism in Eukaryota, Metazoa, Arthropoda, Insecta, Coleoptera, Nitidulidae. The transcript is spliced from 8 exons. The record is from RefSeq and is a predicted model, not a curated record. Gene Ontology annotation, molecular function: actin binding.